GCUUGACGCCUUGUGAGCAUUAAUUUUGUGUCAAUGUCAUUAAGACGUCAAAGUCGCAUGUGGAAACGAGUCGGAAACACACGUGAAUUUAUUUGAAAAUAUAAAUAUUUCAUUUGUUGAGUAAGCUAAGCUUAAAUAAUCUAAUUUUUAUACAUUUAGAAGUAUGGUCGUAGCUGAAACAAUGAAUAAACCCGUGCUUAAAGUAUCAAUGGAUUCAGAAUCAGACUCAUCCAGUGCUGAUGAAUCAGAACCUUCAGAAAAUAAUGAAAUGGAAGAUUUGAAUGAAGAAGGUGAAGAUGGAAUCGAGGCGGAUAGUGAAAGUGAGGCGUCUGAUGAUGAGAAUGCUGAGGCGUCUGAUGCAAAAAGUGAAGAUGCAGGAAGUUCACAAGACGCAUCAGAUGAAGACGAAGAUGACAAAGGCCCUCUAGUAACAAAUGAAGGGUGGGCAGACUCAGUAGCAAAGAUCUUAGGAUCAACAAAGCCCAAAAACAAGAAAACUUUAGUACUAUCAAGAGCUAAAAAGCAUUCUGAAAUAGUAAAAGCAGUGAAGGAAGAGAAACCUGCCUUUGAAGUUAUAGGGGAUGAAACUGAAGAUAAAAAACCAGUUGAACUGAAAAAAGAAGCUGAGGUAUCAGAACCUCCUGCAAAGAAAGUGAAACAUGAAAAGCCAUCAAUACGAGUAAAACCAAAUAUUUUAGAAAAGGAUAGAGAAAGAAUAUUAACAAAAAUAGCUACAAAAGGUGUAGUACAACUGUUCAAUGCUGUUAGAAAUCAACAAAAAACCAUAGAAAAGGAAAUGGACAGAAAUGAUUUGUCUGAAGGUAAAAAAGAGAAAAUAUUGAAGAAGUUUGAUAAGCGAGCCUUUUUGGACACACUUAUGGGACAGAGUAAAUCAGUUAUUGUUGAUGAAGAAGCCAAGGUUGCUAAAAGUGAAGUGAAAGAUGAGGAUAAACCUAGAUGGAGUGCUCUGAGAGAUGACUUCAUGAUGGGUGCUAAAAUGAAAGAUUGGGACAAAGAGUCAGUUGAUGAAUAAAAAUAAAUUGUUUUUAAUUUUAAGACUGUUUUAAUAAAUAAUAAUUGUAAAUAUCAA
Molecule: messenger RNA, 1090 nt
Organism: Spodoptera exigua (beet armyworm)
Lineage: Eukaryota; Metazoa; Arthropoda; Insecta; Lepidoptera; Noctuidae
Source: the annotation of a GenBank genome assembly